Molecule: messenger RNA, 3162 nt
Organism: Parnassius apollo (apollo)
Lineage: Eukaryota; Metazoa; Arthropoda; Insecta; Lepidoptera; Papilionidae
Source: the annotation of a GenBank genome assembly
AUGGACGCGCAAAUUAUUUUUUUGAUGUUAAUACAAAAUUACAGAAUAUUUGACAAUCAUUACCACUUCCAUCACAACUCCGUGGCACGGAGGUCCAUCACGCCAGCAUCAGAACAUCACGGUCGUCUGGAGAAUGACUCGCGCGUCCACUGGGCAAAACAACAACGCGCAAUAUCAAGAAAGAAAAGAGAUUUUUUGCCUUUAAAAAAUUCCUCAUCCACAGUUGAAACAAAAUCAUCCCAUGCUCCUGCACCGACUUCUGCAGCAAAGCGCGAAGCAGGGUCUAAGCGUGACUUACAGCACUCACGAGUUAAGGGACGGCCCCGAUCCGCUGACUUUAAGUUCCAGCUGAAUGACCCCAAAUGGCCACAUAUGUGGUAUUUAAACCGUGGCGGAGGCUUGGAUAUGAACGUGAUUCCGGCAUGGCGGGAAGGCGUCACUGGACGUGGUGUCGUGGUUACCAUUUUGGACGACGGCCUAGAAACAGAUCAUCCAGAUUUAAUCGCUAAUUACGAUCCUAUGGCCUCAUACGACGUGAAUUCGCACGAUUCAGACCCACAACCACGUUACGACAUGAUAGAUUCGAACAGGCAUGGAACGAGGUGCGCGGGCGAGGUGGCUGCCACCGCCAAUAAUUCACUUUGUGCUGUAGGUGUUGCUUAUGGUGCUAGUGUUGGAGGUGUGCGAAUGUUGGACGGUGACGUGACCGAUGCGGUGGAAGCGAGAUCUCUAAGCCUCAAUCCCCAGCAUGUAGAUAUCUACAAUGCAUCUUGGGGGCCAGACGAUGACGGAAAAACUGUGGAUGGUCCCGGAGAGCUAGCCACAAGGGCAUUUAUUGAAGGUGUUACAAAGGGCCGAAACGGCAAAGGCUCAAUAUUCGUUUGGGCGUCGGGUAAUGGUGGGCGGGAGCACGAUAAUUGCAACUGCGAUGGCUAUACAAAUUCCAUCUGGACGCUAUCGAUUUCGUCGGCGACGGAGCGAGGCGAGGUGCCUUGGUACUCAGAAAUGUGCAGUUCCACAUUAGCUGCGACGUAUAGCAGCGGAGCCAUUAAUGAAAAGCAGGUAGUAACUACGGAUCUACAUCACUCGUGUACGGCAGGCCACACAGGAACGUCAGCGUCAGCACCACUAGCAGCUGGUAUUUGUGCACUAGCACUUCAAGCGAAUCGGGAACUUACGUGGCGUGACAUGCAGCACAUUGGUAUAACACUCGUACGCACGGCCAGACCGGAGCGCCUCAGUCUCGAGGGCAACUGGCGUGUGAACGGCGUUGGACGCAACGUGUCGCAUUCGUUUGGAUACGGGCUCCUGGACGCGGCGGGCAUGGUGAGGCUGGCUCGCUCCUGGCGAACUGUCCCGCCGCAGAGGCGCUGCGAACUGGCGGCUCCGAGACCACAGCGCGCGGUCCCUCCUAGGUCUUCUGUCACUCUUCAGUUGGACGUGGGUUCAUGCCCGGGUGUGAAUUAUCUGGAGCACGUGCAAGCGCGGGUGUCGCUGUCAGCGGCGCGGCGUGGCGAUUUGCGGAUCGCUCUUACUUCGCCCGCAGGCACCAGAGUUACUCUACUUGCACCGAGGGCGCACGAUUCUUCCCGCGCGGGUUUUAACUCGUGGCCUUUUAUGUCGGUGCAUAUGUGGGGUGAAUCUCCACUAGGAGUGUGGCAGCUUGAGGUUUCUAACGAGGGUCGCUAUAUGGGUCGAGCGACCUUGCAAGACUGGUCUUUGACAUUGUACGGGACCAGCUCCCCCGCCGCUAAAAACGAUCCAGCACCGUAUCGCAGUCCAACUAUAGCCCGCAAUAAGAAUAACAUAACGCGUCCUGUUGUGGUGCAAGCUGGAAGAAAGAAUAAUAAAGGAAAAUCGAUAAGCGUUGUCCCAACGUAUACUUUUGGAAUGGUUAAAAGAAAGAAGAAUAAGAAUUCCAAGAAUCCGAAGAGCGGUUCCCAGAAAGCGAAACAGAGUCAUCAGGCGACGCGUUCUCCAAUAGAAAUAACGACAACGAGGUCGACAACGUCUCCAGCACCAAAUCUUAGUCUUAAUUUGCAAGGAGAUAUAACUGAUCCCCUGGCGGAUGCUAGAGGACGCAAGAUGUCCAGUCUAUUCGAACAAUAUCCGAAAAUUCAACGCAUAUACCCAGCUCCACUGCAAGCCAACGCUGGGCCUUUAACGCAAUGGGAGCUGAUUUUUUACGGAACAGAAACACCGGCACAAGAUUAUGAUGCAUCUCCAGAGAAUAACUCGUUGGGUACGAGUUCGGGAACAGGAUCGGGAACAGUCACAGGAACCGGACCAGCGAAGGGUGCUUGGGGAGGCUCAAGUGUACCCGACUCAGAGGAAAUUAGACAAAACGCUAUUGAUGAUGAACUGGCCUUAGUGUGGCACGAUUCCCAUGCGAUCCGUGAAGAAGGCUUGCUGGGCUCAUCCGGUUCAUCCGGUUCAGCUAGUAGAACCAGUGCAGCAGCCGGUUGUGCCACGCGUGCCCCACAAUCUCCUCACCACUGCUUAGAAUGCGCGAAGGGUUUGCACUUGUACGACGGUCGAUGCUACAAACAUUGUCCGGAUGGUACAUACGCCAGCGAGAUUUUGACGGAAAGAAGCUCAAGACGGCGAAAUCUUACUUAUUUCUCUGAAAAAGCUGGUGCUGCUGGUCUUAUUAAACGACAAGGUGCCAAUACUCCGGCGCCCGUUGCUAACGAGGCCCUUGAUAUGGAACCUCUAUCGGAUGCGAAAAAUAAAGCGCCACUAAUUUGUUUACCAUGCCAUUAUACGUGCGCUACUUGUUCUGGACCUCAUAACAGCCAGUGCUUAUCAUGUUUAGAUGAUGCUCAACUAUACAAUGUGACUGAUGUUGAGUUAAAGUUAUACUGUUAUCCAAAGGCAGUGGUACCACAGAUUACUAACGCUGAGUGGCAUUAUAAAAUUAAUAUCGCCUUAGCAAUUAUGUCCUUAGCUUUUAGUGCUGUAAUGUUAUAUAUCUUAAUAUCGUAUGUUGUUAAAAGAUACGGCGUGUGUAAUAGAAAUAACUAUAAUUCUAACAUAAAAGUCGCUUAUAACAAAUUAGCCAGCGAUGAAAAGCAACAAAGUGCCCUAGAGAUUGAAGAAGAAAUACAUAAAGCAAUCAAGUAUUCAAGUGACAGCGAAUCUGACGACGGAUUACACUUGUAG